Nicotiana tabacum (common tobacco) is the source of this 954-nucleotide messenger RNA. RefSeq names its product expansin-A7. The record is from RefSeq and is a predicted model, not a curated record. NCBI's taxonomy places the organism in Eukaryota, Viridiplantae, Streptophyta, Magnoliopsida, Solanales, Solanaceae. Gene Ontology annotation, cellular component: extracellular region. Gene Ontology annotation, biological process: plant-type cell wall organization.
UAAAGAACAUCAUUCCUCCUCUCAAAAGGAGCUAAAUUCCAUGGCCUCUUUCCACCAUAGAUGGAGCUUGACAUUCUUCUUCAUUGUUGCAACACUAGCACUCAUCGCUCAAGCACACGCCGCGGGCUAUUCCACCCCUAGCGUCACCUUUAAAGCGACCCCUUGGCAACUCGCUCAUGCCACGUUUUAUGGCGAUGAGACUGCAAGUGAGACAAUGGGUGGAGCUUGUGGAUAUGGAAAUUUAUUCAAUUCAGGUUAUGGAACAGAUACAGCAGCAUUGAGUUCAGUGUUAUAUAGCAAUGGAUAUUCAUGUGGACAAUGUUACCAAAUAAAAUGUACACAAUCAAAAGAUUGCUACCCAACCAUUGUCACAGUCACUGCAACCAAUCUCUGCCCACCAAAUUGGUCACAAGACUCAGAUCAUGGUGGUUGGUGCAACCCACCUCGUACACAUUUUGACAUGGCUAAACCUGCUUUCAUGAAAAUUGCUCAAUGGAAAGCUGGCAUUGUUCCUGUUUCGUAUCGCAGGGUACCUUGUAUUAGAAAAGGUGGAAUCAAGUUUAGUUUCCAAGGAAAUGGCUAUUGGUUAUUGGUAUAUGUGAUGAAUGUUGGUGGAGGUGGAGAUGUGGCUAGUAUGUGGGUAAAAGGAACUAAAACAAAUUGGUUAAGUAUGAGCCAUAAUUGGGGAGCUUCAUAUCAAGCAUUCGCAACUCUAAGUGGUCAAGCACUUUCAUUUAAACUCACUUCCUACACAUCACAUGAAACAAUUAUAGCUAUUAAUGUUGCACCUUCUAAUUGGCAAGUAGGAAUGACUUAUCAAGCCAAUGUCAAUUUUCAUUGAUUAAGUCAUGCAACAUUUAUUCUUAUUUUUUUAAUCAUUUCUCGAGUUUUAUUUUGCGAUUGUUCUUGUAUGGACUGAUGUUUCACUAGUGAAAAGCUUACGAUACAAUUUUA